Symbiodinium sp. CCMP2592 is the source of this 1887-nucleotide messenger RNA. NCBI's taxonomy places the organism in Eukaryota, Dinophyceae, Suessiales, Symbiodiniaceae. The record is from the annotation of a GenBank genome assembly.
AUGGACGGUGCCAUGUCGGAAUAUGCGCAGUCGGCUGAGCAUGGCGAGAAGAAGAGCCCCGCAAACUUCGAGAGAUGUUUGCCGGAAGGUCAGAAGUUUCGACUGAUGCAGAACAAGGUGCGCAACCAGCUCUCCUUGAUUUUCAAAGCACCCCAACUUCGCCGGCUGGAAAGAGCCAUCCGCUGCCGAAAUCGCCUCGUUCUGCAGUCCUUGAUGGAGGAGCUCUCCGGAGUCCCCGAGGGCUUGAAAGCUGCGGCACAGAAGCUCCUCUCUGGCUUCCGACCAGAUCCCAGCGAGCUCCCAAAAGCUCCGGAGCUGAAAGCGCCCCCCCCCCAGCCCCCCAAAGCUCCGGCAGAGACCCCAGAAAUCGGCUUGCCUUUGAAGGCAAGCCCACCACAGAAGGCAAUGCCUCAGCCCAAGUUCAAGGCAAAGGGCCCCGCGCCAGUGAAGCCGAAGGCUCAGGAGUCUUCAACAGGAGGUGCAGAUGCCUCUUUCUCUGUGGCUUCGCCGACAGAGCCUGUGGCCAAGGCAGCCCCAGUUCUGGAGGACUUCGCUGCAAGUGCAGCGGCCACUGGGACCGACGAGGCGGCACCGUGGAAGAAGCGAAAGCGGGGCGACCGUUCCGCACCUGGCUCUGCUCCAGGUCCAGCCGAGCCUGCAAGCGCUGAGGUGCGGAGUGCGCCCAAGAGUGCCAAGGACCUCUCCAGGAAGGUGCUCCUGUCCAACGUGCCGCCCUCCGCCAGCAGCAAGGAGCUCCUGGAAUUCUUCCACGGUGCCGUGUGCUCCUCCACGGGACAGACGCUGCCGCCACAUAUCACGGCUGAAAAGCUACAGGUGGUCGAAGCCGUGGAGAUCCACCGGGGUGGACAUGCCGAGGUCACUUUCGCCACAGCGACGAGCGCAUCAAUCGCUACAUUGCUAAAUGGCAUCCAGUUCCAGGAUGCCGGACUGUCCAUUCGGCGGCCGCCUGGCUGCUCGCUGCCUCCGGCCAACAAGUCGAAGCUGGGGAGCUGUACUCUGCAGGACCUCGUCUCUGGCGAGCUCCCUCCGGAGCUUCUCGAGCCGGAGCCCGCAGAGCCCGCUGUGUCAGCGAAGGCUCAGUCUCGGCCCGUCAGCGUCCAGCUCUCUGGCAUACCAACCUCGAUGAACAGCACGAGCGUUUUCGACUUGCUCGCGCAGUUUGGUGGUCCAGUCCAGAGCCUGCACUUGGCACAUGACCCGUCGACGGGCCAGCACCCCGGAAACGGCACGGCCGUAUUUGCAGACUACGAGUCGGCAGUCGAGGCCUGCCGCUUCUCUCCGCUCCUGGGGUUCAUUGAGGUGUCCAUGCAGGAGCCAGCAGAGCAUGCCCAACCGAGUGACGGCGAGGUGGGUCAUCGCAGAUCUCGUUGGUCAGAAGAUGCAGCCGAUGAUGAUCUGGGGCCCUUCAAUGCCAUCCUGCCGCCAAAGCAGCCGGUCGAAGCCGCAGAGGACGAUGACGACCUCGGACCCUUCAAUGCCGUCCUCCCGAAGCGCACCGCGCCGCCGGCGGAUGACGACCUUGACCUCGGCCCCUUCAACGACAUCCUGCCGCCCAAGGCGGCACCGGCACCGGAGGAGGACGAGGCAGAUGACGAUGAUGAUCUGGGCCCCUUCAACGCCAUCCUCGGCCACCGCCAGUUGGCUAGCCUCGUCCGAGUUCUUCUCAAUGCCAACGCGGACCGGGCGGGGGGCGAAAAAGGGGCUCCUUGGCUUUGGACCCCGUUACUCGGAGGUUGCAGGACAUCGCUCCUCACAAGUUGGGUACGUUUUUUGCAAACCACAGCGGAAAUAGAACAUUCCAUGUUAUCCUGGUCACUGUCUCAGAAUCCUUCUGAGAUCCUACGACUUGGUGCUUGUGAUUUCUAG